AUGCAGUCCACAUAAUCGUCUUAACACUAUUCAUCUAAUAAACCUCUUGACCCAGUCAAUAGUCAACCAUUUUACCCUAAAUCUAAGACACAUUCACAGUAAAAUCAGUAUCAAAGCAGUUCCAGUAUCAGUACAAAUGCCUACUAAGGUAAUAGCAACCACAACUCUGCUAAUGGAAAUUCAGCUCAUUCUACAAAUAAUAGCAUACAAAAGCCCUAACAAAAAGGAGGCAUGAUUCAAACCUCAAUGGUUUAUCAGCAAUACAACUAGAUAAACGAUAAUAAAAAAUACAAGAAGCAAUCUAGAGGAGGCUAAAGGCAGAGAAAAAUGGUCGAAAUGGGAGAUCCUGAUAACUAAUAAGAAAUUAUUGAUGCCUCAAGAUAGGAGCAAUCUUCCAUUGUAAAGAUCUUAGAAAAAGCCUAGGGCUAAUUAUCUGAUGAUGAAGAGUUCAUAAAAGUGUUCAAAAAGAUAGAGAAAUACUUAGAACUCUAACUACAAAUAUUUAAAAAUUCAGACAUACUUAAAACAAAUAUUGAGUCACUCAAUUUCGCUAGAAGAAUUUCAGGAUGGCUUCUCUUGUAUAUGGGAGAUCUUUCAAGAUAUAAAGCUAAAUGUGAAAAUUAAGACAAAGAUGUUGUUGGAAAAGCAAAGACACUUUACCCCUUUGAGGGCAAAAUUUUCAACCAACUAGCUGAGAGAGGAUUCACAAACUCAAAAACUGCCCUGAGGGGACUUAACAACAGAAAGGUCAGAGAUGAUAAAGUAUUUUAUGAUUUCAUCUUGGCUUUCUUUAGAUUCUAAGGUAUACUAUAUACAAGAAUAGGUAUUGAUGAACUAGAAUUGUUGGAACCUGAAGUCUCUCAACUAUUCAAUGAAUACUUCAUUUCAAUUGACAAGGAGGCAAACAAAAUUGAAGAAAUCGAUAAGAUUAUCCAUCUCAGUAUCAUAAUGAUUUUUAUUGCACAUGCUACAAUUGCUGAUACAAUUAAAGAUCUCCAGAAGCAAGGGAGGAAAAACUAAAAUUCAAUGAGAGAUGAAGUAGAUUAAAAAUAAUCUGCAAGAUAAGAGCUUGAGAAGGCAUUAAGCCAUUAACUUCCUCAGUUUGCUAUCAAGCAAAUAACAUAGCUUCUACUCCUUAUAAUAGAUAGAAUAUCGAGUCUACCGUCAUUCUGGCUAGAGGCUUUAACACCAAUAUUGACUUGGAUGACCUUGCAUAAAGAUGAUUAAUUGUUAAGCACCAUUUUCGAAACAAAUCCAUAAAUAGUCUAAGAUUUAUCUAGAAUACACAAACUCCUCAGUAAUUAUGUCCAUUUAGAGUUAAAAUCAAUUAAGGACGAAGAAGAAUAACUAUAAAUUACUUAAUUUAUUGGCAGCACUUUGUUGAAAGAAGAGUUUUUCUUUAUCGGCUUUUUACCACUUCAAUCAUAUUUAGAUCAUAAGAAAUAAGUAGGCUGUGGAGAGAAAUGUCCGCAAUAGAGGGAGUAUUUAGUGAGAAGCUUAAUUCUUAAGGAUCAUCUUGAACUCAUUAAAUGUACUUUUGAAGAUCUAAAGCAUAAUUCUUCAUCGAGCUCUGAUGAGAAGAAUGACUCAUCUGAGGAAAUCAAGGAAUCAGAGGACUUUUUCAGCUAGAUUGAUUAAAUAUCAAGAGUAAAUCAAAGAGUGGACUAAAAACCUAUGAUUAUUGUUGAUGCUUAAAAUUCUGCAAUGAGGCACGGAGGUAGUAAAUUCUUCUCAGUUUUGGGUGUCUAAAUAGUAAUUGAAUACUGGCAUAAGAAUGGUCAUUAAGUAGUCUGUUUCCUUCCUGAUUACCUCUUCAAUUAUGAUUAGGUCAAUACUAAAAAGAAACUUGCCUCAAUGAAUCUUAAGAAUGUGAAAGUCUCUCAGAUUCCAGAUAAUGUAUCGCUCCUACACUCUUUGGCUGAUAAAGGCUUCAUAGUUAAGACACCACCUUAGGAUUAUGAUGACUCUUACUGCAUCUAGUAUGCAAAGAAGUUCAAUGCUUUCAUAGUGACAAAUGACAAAUUCAGAGACUACAUAUUGAAGCAAGAAAAUAAUCCCGAUAAGAGUAAAGAGAGGAAAUGGAUUAAGGACCAUUCUAUCAGCUACACUUUUAAUGGCAAUGAAUUUUUGCCCAAUCCUGACUCUAAGAUCUUUGUGAGAUAUCCAUACGAAGAUUAUCACCAUUUCCCUCUAGACAAAAUGUGA
Stylonychia lemnae is the source of this 2205-nucleotide messenger RNA. The record is from the annotation of a GenBank genome assembly. Lineage: Eukaryota; Ciliophora; Spirotrichea; Sporadotrichida; Oxytrichidae.